AUGGAUAGUGCAACUGAACUCAAGUCAGCUGAUGAAUUACUUGCUGCGGCCGCACGAUCGCUUAUUACCCGAGCUUCCUCAAGCUUUCACGCCUACUAUGGCUUAUCAACAACAAGUUGCCAGGUCUAUGAUACGGCUUGGGUGGCUAUGAUUUGCAAGAAAGAUGGCGAAAAGAAAUGGUGGCUUUUCCCAGAGAGCUUCUACUAUCUCUUGAAGACCCAGUCAGAGGACGGUAGUUGGGGCAGUGAUUCUGCGACGCAGACCGCAGGCAUCUUGGACACGGCUGCCGGCCUACUGGCACUUCUCAAACACAUCAAGGAGCCUUUCCAAAUCAACGAUGUAUCGAGUGAUGAAAUUUCCAAGCGAAUUGACGCUGGUAUUGACUCACUCAAGCAACAGUUAGCAGCCUGGGAUGACAUCCAAAAGUCUAAUCAUAUAGGCGUUGAGAUCAUUAUGCCCUCAUUAUUAACCUACAUUGAAGAGGAACAUGGGACAUCUUUCAAUUUCCCUAGUCGAUCGACACUUGAAGCCAUGAACAUAGACAAAAUGUCACGCUUCAGCUUGGAGUCGUUGUACGACAAAAAGCCUUCUUCAGCAGUUCACUCCUUAGAGGCUUUCCUGGGUCGAGUUGAUAUGGGACGGCUGUCCCAUCACUUGUAUCACGGUUCUAUGAUGGCUUCACCUUCUUCGACAGCCGCCUAUCUAAUAGGCACAACUCAGUGGGAUGAUGAGGCUGAAGCAUAUCUGAGAUACAUCAUGACAGCCGGCGCUGGACAUGGAGAUGGCGGGAUUUCAGGGACGUUUCCUACCACGUACUUCGAGUAUAGUUGGAUUCUUGCAACAUUUUUGAAGAGUGGCUUCUCAAAAAAAGAAAUCGAAUGUACUGGGAUGCAUGUCUUCGCAGAUAUCCUACGUACGGCUUUCAACACGGAGGGUGGCAUAAUUGGAUUUGCCCCUCGAACAGCAGACGUAGAUGAUACAGCAAAAGGCCUUCUAGUGCUUAGCCUACUUGGUUACCAUGUUGGCCCAGACCAAAUGAUCAAGGUUUUUGAAGGCCAAAAUCAUUUCACUACAUUCGGGUCCGAGCGAGACCCGAGUUUUACGUCAAAUUGUCAUGUUUUGCUUGCACUCCUUCGUCAACCAGACGUUUCGUCAUAUCGCUCGCAAAUAAGGAAGACCAUCAUCUUCAUCUCUGAGUGGUGGUGGUAUAACGAUCACCAUAUCAAGGACAAAUGGCACCUGAGUUAUUUAUACCCGACCAUGCUUUUGACUGAGGCCCUUGCAGCUCUUCUUCAAUCUCUGGACCAAGGAGAACUACCGGAAAUCCUGGAUGCCCAGUUGGAAUGUCGAGUUAACAUUGCGUUGUUUCAAUCCUGUUUGCGAGUCCUUCUAGAACAGCAAGCAGACGGCUCCUGGAACUAUCUCCCCGAGCAGACUUCUUAUGCAAUUCUAGCCCUUUCUCACGCCCGCAGAGCGUUACUAUUUGAGGACCUACAGGUAGAGAUACUGUCUAGUAUUAGUCGAGGAGCUCAGUUUCUCGAAACAUGCAGCUUUCGUUCAGCGGACUUGAACUGGACUUCAAAGACUACCUACAACGUUUCAUUCGUGGCGGAGGCGUACAAAUUGGCCGCUUUGAAGGUGUCUCACUCACCGCAUGAACAUAAUCGUUUUGGUCAGAGUAUCAGUGCUCACCUGCUUCCAGCCGGAUUAAAUCGCUACUUGGGCUUGGUUCGUCGAACCCCAUUAUUCUCCGAGGUGCCAGACUGGCAGAUACGGGCAUCACUACGAGAGUCAUCUCUAUUCAUUCCUCUUCUACGUAUGAAACGGCUCCAGGUGUACGAUAGGGAUGAUAUUCCGGUAACUGAAGAUAACUAUCUGGACAUAAUCCCAUUCACCUGGGUUGGGUGCAAUAACAGGCGUGGUACUUUUGCAUCCGCUUCCUUGCUCUACGAACUGAUGACACUCUCGUUAUACGGAUACCAGACGGACGAGUUCAUGGAAGCCAUCGCUGCGCCAGCCUCCCAUGGCGCCGUGGACUUGCAUGCCGUCAUUGAUGAUGUUGUAAACAACUUGACCAGAAACACAGACCUCUCUUGCAAUGGCAACAAUAAUAUGGACAUCACGAGAGAAAUUCCCAAUAAUGGCUUCCACCAAGGGGAGCCGGCAAGCAAAAAGAUCAGCGCUGCUCUCGUCCGCUUCGUGGCAUACGUUCUCAACCAUGAGGCAGUGGCGAGAGCCAGUGCUCAUGACAAGCAGAACCUACAGAGAGAGCUCUUGGCGUUCUUGCAUGCGCACGCUACCCAGAAUUCAGACAACUCGCGGUUCAAGACGCAGCAACAAGAUCCCACCUUCUUCACCUCUGCCGAAAGCUCGUACUUUCAGUGGGUUCGCACCACGGGCGGAAACCAUGUCGCUUGCGCGUAUUCCUUCCAAUUUGCAUGCUGUCUCAUCUCAGCGUCCCUAUGCUCUGGCAAAGAGGUCUUUCCAACUGUGACGGAAAAGUACCUCGCAGCCGCACUCACUCGCCACCUAACCACUGUUUGUCGUAUGUACAAUGACUUUGGAUCAGUAUCCCGCGAUACUGCCGAGGGAAAUGUUAAUUCUGUUCACUUCCCAGAGUUUCGUCAAUGCUAUCCAAUACUAGACGGGAAGUUGGCGAUGAAGAAGCAAGCCCUCAUUGGCCUGGCUGAAUACGAGCAGAAGGUCCUCGAACAGACAAUGCAAGCUCUCGAGCGCGAGUGCGAGCGAACAGCAUCUAUCAGCGGUGGGAGUGAUCUCGUAAGGAGGAAACUGAGCAUUGUGAAGCUUUUCUGCGACGUGACUGAUCUCUAUGAUCAGCUCUAUUUCUUGCGGGAUCUGUCUAGUACCAUGAAGUAA
Molecule: messenger RNA, 2877 nt
Organism: Neoarthrinium moseri
Lineage: Eukaryota; Fungi; Ascomycota; Sordariomycetes; Amphisphaeriales; Apiosporaceae
Exons: 4
Coding region: 1-2877 (958 amino acids)
Biological process (GO): diterpenoid biosynthetic process
Molecular function (GO): terpene synthase activity; magnesium ion binding
Source: RefSeq, a predicted model, not a curated record